GUUUUUAACCAUUAAAAUUGGUGGGAAGAAAACACUACACAACGAAAUUAACGAAAAAGAAAAACAUAGGAACAACCUGAAAAGGAAAAAAAAAAUAAAUAAAUAAAUAAAGAAAAAAAGGUUCGAACAAUUAACAGUUGGGUUCUGGCCGGGCGAUGCAAGCAAGGAAAACAUGUCUUCCAGCAUCAGCACUACUCCAUUUCUAAUUCCAAUGGUUUCUUCUUCCGCUUUGUUUCUCCCAUUCUUCCAAUCCAUCAUUCUCAUUCCCAUCUCCCAAAGUUCACAUUUUUAUUCCGAUCCCUUUUCAUAAAAUUCCCAUUUUUCUCUUCCCUUUCAAUCUUUCCUCCUGAUUCCCAUUUUUUCCCUCAUAAAUUUGCCAUCUUCCCCAACCACUUCCACUUUCCAUUUCCGUUUCCACACACAGGCAGACUUGCUUAAUUUGGAAAGUCUUGGGAAGAUGAUUAAUUUGGAGGUUUGGCUGAAGAACUCGUUGGAAUCAAAAGGAUUACAGUCUUCAGCUGACACCCAUGAUUUCUCUAUGCAUUUGGAUGGGUUUAUUGGGGGAGGAUUAUUUCUUGAACCAUCGGUUCCGACAUCAUUCGUUUCAUUAGUUUCUCCGAAUAAUUUGCGGGAUUGUUCGUGUUCCAUCGAGGUUUCGGGUGGUGGUCGGUGGCGGCGGAGAGGGGUGGUUACCGGCGGCGGUAGGUUUCUAUCGGUGACGCUUUCGAGUGUGAAUGGAAAUGAAGGGGAAGGGAUUGGGGAGAUGUUGGGGUCAAAUGGGGAGAAGAGUUUGGAGGGUGAAGAUGCAGCGUUUCAAGAAGCCGAGAAAGGUCAAAGGAAGGAGAAGCCUAAGUUAAAGAAACAAAGAGGGAAAACUUUGAAUACCAUUAAGCAUCUGUGGGCUGGUGCUGUUGCUGCAAUGGUGUCAAGAACUUUUGUUGCACCACUUGAGAGAUUAAAGCUGGAAUAUAUAGUUCGUGGUGAACAGAAGAAUCUUUUUGAACUGAUCCAAACAAUUGCUGCUAGUCAAGGGUUGAAAGGGUUCUGGAAAGGAAAUUUUGUUAACAUUUUGCGGACUGCUCCAUUUAAGGCUAUCAACUUCUAUGCUUAUGACACCUACAGAGAGAAACUGCUAGAAAUAUCUGGUAAUGAGGAGACCACAAAUUUUGAAAGGUUGGUUGCAGGUGCGGCAGCUGGGAUUACUGCUACUGUGCUAUGCAUACCUAUGGACACAAUUAGGACUGUAAUGGUGGCUCCUGGAGGGGAAGCUUUAGGAGGUGUAAUUGGGGCAUUUCGUCACAUGAUCCGAACUGAAGGAUUUUUUUCUCUUUACAAGGGCCUAGGCCCCUCCAUCAUAAGCAUGGCUCCUUCAGGUGCUGUUUUCUAUGGGGUUUAUGACAUUCUAAAAUCUGCCUAUCUUCAUUCACCCGAGGGUAGGCAGCGGCUUGAGCAUAUGAAAGAGCAAGGUGAAGAAUUGAAUGCUCUGGAACAAUUAGAGUUGGGUCCCAUCAGGACACUAAUAUACGGGGCUAUAGCCGGUGCUUGUUCUGAAGCUGCUACUUAUCCUUUUGAAGUAGUUAGGAGACAGCUCCAGAUGCAAGUUCGAGCAACAAAGAUGACUGCUUGGGCAACUUCCCUCAAGAUAGUUGAACAAGGUGGAGUUCCUGCGUUAUAUGCAGGAUUGAUCCCUAGCUUGUUACAGGUUUUACCAUCUGCCGCAAUAAGCUACUUUGUUUAUGAGUUCAUGAAGAUAGUUCUCAAGGUGGAGUAGCUCAAACCAACUACUGACAGUUUGAUUGGGUUUUUCUUUAAAACAACCCAUGAUCAUGAAUUUUCUGUACUCUUACAGAUAGAUAGAUUUUUUCAGUUUGUAUACACCUUCGGAGAUGAAGUUCCGACAGUGUCUUCCUUUGGUUGUUCUUUUGACAUUAACCAUAGGGGGGAGAAAACGGGGGCCUUGUUCCUUGUUCGCAUUGUUGUUUAUUGGUGUCAAACUAUUGUGGGUUAUAGCAAGAGCAACUGUUACAUUUCUUUCUCCGGCCAGUUUACUAUUUUGUUCUGCACAUCAUCUCUUUUCUCUGUUUCAUGUAUGUAUUCUGCCACAGUGCCACAGAAAAUGAUUGGAGAAAUUUCAUCAAUAAGUCAUAACCUGCGAGUAUUGCUGACAUGGUUUGAAACUCCCUCCGUCUCGG
This is a messenger RNA of Oldenlandia corymbosa var. corymbosa, 2192 nucleotides long. NCBI's taxonomy places the organism in Eukaryota, Viridiplantae, Streptophyta, Magnoliopsida, Gentianales, Rubiaceae. The record is from the annotation of a GenBank genome assembly.